Molecule: messenger RNA, 2663 nt
Organism: Columba livia (rock pigeon)
Lineage: Eukaryota; Metazoa; Chordata; Aves; Columbiformes; Columbidae
Gene: DYNLT3
Product: dynein light chain Tctex-type 3
Exons: 5
Coding region: 156-506 (116 amino acids)
Biological process (GO): microtubule-based movement
Cellular component (GO): cytoplasm; cytoplasmic dynein complex
Molecular function (GO): dynein intermediate chain binding
Source: RefSeq, a predicted model, not a curated record
UGACUCCUUUCCAUUUCAGCUCAGCCCAGCCGGCUCCAAGCACCGCCGACCCGCGGAGAUCCGGCCCCGCCCGCCCGAGGCGGAGCCGCGCAGGACUCGACGCCGCCGCCGCCGCCGCCGCUGCUGCCGGAAGAGCCGCCGCCCGCUCCGGGGCCAUGGAGGAGUUUCACCCCCACAACGACGAGAUGAUCUUCAAUGCUGAUGAGGCCCACAACAUAGUUAAGGAGUGCAUAGAAAGUGUUUUAGGCAAGGCAGAUUAUAAUCACAACAAAGUCAACCAGUGGACUGCUGCUAUAGUAGAACAGUCGCUGACACAUCUGGUAAAGCUCGGAAAAACAUAUAAGUACAUUGUAACCUGUGCAGUGAUGCAGAGGAGUGGAGCUGGUCUUCACACAGCAAGUUCAUGCUUCUGGGAUACUACAACUGAUGGAACCUGCACAGUGAGAUGGGAAAACCGAACAAUGAACUGCAUUGUCAAUGUGUUUGCUGUUGCUAUUAUCCUGUAGCUGACUGGAAGAUAAAUAUAAGCAACACCGAAGCCUUUAAAAAAAAUAAUCAUCCAAACACAUGGCUAAAUAUUUCAAACCAUUAUUUGUUUUUGUAUGAGAAGCAUACACAAGUUCUCUACAGGGAGCAUACAGUCUAAGCCAGUUCUCAUAGAGUAAUUAUCUGAAAGCUAGCAAAAAAUUUAAAAUAUAUAUGUAUCUAUCUAAAGAGAAAUUUUUAGUAAUUUAAAUAUUCAGAAGUAUGUUAAUGAGAAGGUGCCACAAAGAUCAAUACGAUUUAUAUCAAAGCUAAUAUCAAAGAUACUUGAUAUUCAAGGGGAACAAAACACAAAGUCAAAGGAAAGGUCAGAGGGCAAGACCUCUUAGGACUGUGGUGCAUUUGUGAACAAAUUAUGAACGCAAUUCAGAGUGGAUAUUCUGUAAACAAUACUGGUGCUUCAUGUUUGAUUAAACAAAGUGAACUGUCACAUUGAAUGUCGAUGCUUGUGACAUUGCAUGAGCAUCACAUUUCAGUCAAGCAUGAACAUUUACGUUGAAAUUAAAUCCAGUUAAGCUUUUCCCCUGGAGGCAGAGGAUCACUUCACUGGGACAAAGGUGAAAUAUGCCUAGUCCUAACAGAAUUCUGAUUUAUCUUCAGAAUGAAGAACAUAACAUUUGUUAUUGACUAAGGGAAGCAUGCUGGGGAUCAGACAUCAGCCCUUAAUUAAUAGUUUAUAAAUCUAAAAACAUUCUGAAGGUACUGAAAUUUGACUUUAUACCAUGACUGCAGAAUUUGUGACAAGCACUUUAUUGAUUCUUCAUGCAGUAGCCAGGAGCGAGGGCAGUAAGACUGGACCCGCAUUAUUCCAAGCAGGAUUAAGGCGUUAGGAGAGAAGGCACAAAGGCUCUUGUUAGCUUUGAAAGCAUUUAUCUUAAAACAACCUAUCUGUUCUUUGUAGGAGUGUUCUCUAUGUUCUCUAAGGCUAGAAUUGGAUCUUAGUCCUAUGAAAUAAUACAACUCAGUUUUAAGCACUAAGAGUUCCCCUCUUGCGAAGAUUUAUGCAAGUUCUUAACUUUGCUCAUCUGAUGAGUCUUAACUUGAAAUAUUCCACGUGGAAGAAAAGCAUUUGCACACACGCAAGUAUUUGCUGGAUUGGGGCCUACAUUUUUGUUGAUUAAUGCACAAAUUAUACGAUAAAGAGAUGUAUCAAUGCCAAAAAUGCCUAAAUGAUUGCUGCCACUAAGUGGCAGCUACAUUAAGUUGUUUUCUCAGAUGCUGCUUAAGGAUAGAAUUUUUUCUUUAUUACUGCAUGUCUUUGAAAGAGACUGGUAACUACAUAACAGCCACCGUGAGGCUGUUUUGGAUUUUGGAUUUUAACAAAUUAAUAUUAAAGCACUAUUACACAGUUCUGUUUUGUUUGAUUUUUUUUGUUUGUUUGGUUUUGGUUUUGUUUCCAGAUAACUGACUAUUAAGGCAGGUAGAAAGUGUCCUGUACAAAGAACAAGCUAAAAACCAUUUCAUUGCUUUAAUUGUGUAUACAUAUAGCUAGUAUGAGACUACAAAGGAACACGUGUACGUGUAAUUCAAAAUACCAUUCAAAAUCUCUUGCUUUGCAGACAGAGUUCUACUUUUACCUGAGUGCAAGUAAAAUUAAUACUGUAAUAUUGCAUUUGCCUAACAGGCAGGUGUAACGUGAAGAUGUAUUUGUAUGUUGUACUGCCCUUCAAAUGUAUAAUUAUUUAACAUUAUUUGGGUUAGGACAGCGAUUUCUGAACUAGGUGCCAGCAUCCAAGAGCUGAGUUGUGGACCUGACAAAAAUGCAGUAGUUUCACUGAUAUUAGGCAUUGUGGAAAGUGAAAAAAUAAGUGGGGUAGCAACUGGAAAAAGGUUCGGUACAACUGAUACGGUUUAAGAAGUGGGUGAGUAAAAAUACCUGUGGCUUUUAAGCCCUUUUAAUGGGCAUUCAGGUGCCAUGGUCAGAAGAAAUAUUCCAAAUAGCCACUUGUAGUCUCAUUUGGUAUUUUCACAGUACUUGAAAACAAGAUGCACUGAGUGUCAAUUUAAUGAGGCUUGGUGAAGCUCCUGCUGCAGAAGAAACCUAGAAAAUGCUGCUGAAUUAUAAGAAUGCUUAAUUUUUCUUUCUACCAAAAAAAAAAUAAAGUUUUGCCUUAGUUGUA